Nothobranchius furzeri (turquoise killifish) is the source of this 1673-nucleotide messenger RNA. RefSeq names its product leucine rich repeat containing 18b (gene lrrc18b). Gene Ontology annotation, molecular function: protein binding. Lineage: Eukaryota; Metazoa; Chordata; Actinopteri; Cyprinodontiformes; Nothobranchiidae. The record is from RefSeq and is a predicted model, not a curated record.
GCGUGGCUGUAUUGUGGAGAAAAUACAGAAUUUCCUAUUCUUCAUCUUUUUUUUUAAAUUUUAUUUCUUUUAAUCAGAUCUGAAAGGGAUACACACAGCUCAUGAGUAAAAUGGACAAAGGAAAGAAAGUCAGCAAGACUAAAAGAAAGACUCUGACUUGGAAAGAGGUUCAGAGAUGCAUAGAGUUCAUGCCAGAUGGCGAAUGUCGCCUGAACCUCAGCUUCAAAGAGAUCAAUAUGGUGCCACAGUCCCUUCAGAAACUGGGCAGCCUGCAUGAAGUGAACCUGAGCAGGAACCUGUUAAAAACAAUUCCAGAUUUUAUUGGAGGUUUCAUGAGCAUCAAAGUGUUAGAUCUCCACAGCAAUUAUUUAGAGGAGCUUCCCAUCACCAUUGGUGACCUUCAGGCCCUGGAGACUUUAAACUUGAGUAACAACCACCUGAUGAGGGUCCCUAAAGAGCUGGGCCUGCUGAAAAACCUCCACACCCUGAACCUGGGACUCAACCAGCUGCAAACUCUCCCCCCCUCUAUUGGCAACCUGAAGAAGCUCAGCUUUCUCAACCUCUCCGACAACCAAUUCAUCGUCGUGCCCAACUGCCUCGGCAAGCUAAGCGACAAAGUGAGGAUCGGCUUGGACCGGAACCCCUUUCUGACCAGGAGGGCAUUCAGACGGAAGUCAGUGGAGACCCCACGGACUUUUCACCUGGUCAAAGGGAGCGAUCUGUGUGAGGAAUGUCUGAUGAAGUGUCAAACUGAGAAGGAAACGGUUAAGAAAUUGGAAGAGAUGAAGAUUGUGUCAGAUUAACAAGGCAGGAAGAUGUCAGCCUGGGCUGCCUGUGCUGACAGUCAUGUUGGGCAGGAGGGCAGCAAAGACCUGCUCUCAGAGUUAAAUCUUGCUUCAUUCAGUCACUCCAAAUGAUUUCUUGCUGGAAAUUGUAUAAAUAUUCAGAUUUUGUGUCUUACUCAGCGGUGGAUCAAUUCUUUUAGUGUGUCAGAUUGUUUUAAUGACUUUAAUUGCUUGUAGGUUUUUAAUCUUUUGAGACAGAAAUAGGUCCAAAACUAAUAUCUGGGAACACACAGUCAGGUUGUUCACACGCCUGAGGACUGCUGUGUUUGUGGGGAUCCUUGGUAGCUGCCUGGGGACAAACUUUGAUCUCUCUGAUCAAUCAGACCUGUAUGGACAGCUCCAAAAACAAUCUUAAUGGGCUCCAGAUAAGCCUGGAUUUCAGAAUGUUUUAAUGUUUUUUGGAAACAAUAAUUUUAGAGACAAUAGCUCCAUCCUUUAAAAUGUUUAAUACUCCAUCCAUCCAUCCAUCUAUCCAUUCUUUUCCGCUUAUCCGGGGUCGGGUCGCAGGGGCAGCAGCCUAAGCAGGGAGGCCCAGACUUCCCUCUCCCCAGCUACUUGGGCCAGCUCCUCCGGGGGAAUCCUAUGGUGUUCCCUGGCCAGCUGUCUCUCCUGGGUCUUCCUUUAGGUCUCCUUCUGGUUGGAUGUGCUCAGAGUUUAAUAGCAUAGUUUUCUUGGAGUGUAGUUUAAAUAAAUAUUUAAAAAAUUCAGCAAAAAAUAUUCUGGUACAUGAAAAUACAUUCAACUUCAUCAACAUAAUUUAUUAUUUCUCCUCAGCAAACUCUAACCUGAAACUUUUCUUGUUUAGUUUGAUAUUGAUGUCAAGCAUAU